Anoplopoma fimbria (sablefish) is the source of this 850-nucleotide messenger RNA. RefSeq names its product mitochondrial ribosomal protein S24 (gene mrps24). Bases 194 to 697 code for a protein of 167 amino acids. Gene Ontology annotation, biological process: translation. NCBI's taxonomy places the organism in Eukaryota, Metazoa, Chordata, Actinopteri, Perciformes, Anoplopomatidae. The record is from RefSeq and is a predicted model, not a curated record. The transcript has 4 exons. Gene Ontology annotation, cellular component: mitochondrion.
AACAGAUGUCCGACUGUCGCAUAAACAGUUCCUGUGUUCACGCAUAGCUUAUCGGAAAAACAACAAAUCUGCUAAUUAAAUACGAGUUAUAAUCAUUUCAUUAAUUAAAUAUUAAAACUAUAACGGAAUAACAACUCAUUUGUGCAUAUAGUGUAAGCUAUCUACGCGCCCUGCAUUUUGAUACUGAACAAAGAUGGCGGCGUCCUUGAGCAGCACAGUGAGCGUGAGGCUGCUGAGUUCUUUAUUCAGGUCCGGCUCCUCUGGAAGCAGAGCCCUCCAUGUCACCGCAGUGUGCUGCAAGAAUCGAGCAGCUCGUGUCCGAGUGGGCAAAGGAGACAAACCUUAUACGUAUGAGCAAGCACUGCCACCUCAUCACAUCGGCCACCGCAAAGGAUGGCUGUCACAGCAUACCGGUAACCUGAAAGGAGAGGAGGGAGCAGCUGAUCGGACCGUAGAGGACCUGUUCGUGAGGCGGUUCAUGUUCGGGACCUUCCACAGCUGCCUGGCCAAUGAGAUCGUGAUCAAAAGGCGCGGCAACGUGCUCGUAGUGUGCGCUUUAAUGCUUCAGAAGUUACCACCACAGAAGUUUUACUUCCUAAUCGGAUACUCAGAGACAAUUUUGUCGCACUUGUACAAAUGCCCCGUCAAGUUAGAGGUUCAGACCCUGCAGGAUAAAGCUGUGUACAAGUACCUCUAGUGGAAGUGUGUAGUACUAAUACAGAAUGUUUCUGUAUACGGCCAGCUGAAUUUUGCUCUUGUAUUAAACCCACUUUGUUCCUGUCAUUCGUGCUCACAGUGAUGUCAUCUUCUGUUUUCAAUUAUUUGUGCUUUUGUGAAUAAAACUCUCAGA